Mytilinidion resinicola is the source of this 1137-nucleotide messenger RNA. RefSeq lists its product as uncharacterized. Bases 350 to 931 code for a protein of 193 amino acids. The transcript has 2 exons. Lineage: Eukaryota; Fungi; Ascomycota; Dothideomycetes; Mytilinidiales; Mytilinidiaceae. The record is from RefSeq and is a predicted model, not a curated record.
GAUUGUAGAUGGAAUCAUACAUGAAAUGGUGCUAUAAUGGAAAGUCAAAGACUGAAUCACGUGAUUUUCAGCGCUAGUCUUUCCUAAUUGGGUUAGAGGAUGAAUAGGGGUACCUAUAAAUUCUUUUUCUCAUAGUCCUAGGCCUUAGAGCAGCUCCGACUUCAUCUGUGGACGGUUUCAAGACCUACCGGCCUCCCUGGAUGAUGCGCCAUAACGAUAUCCGACAGCAAAGACCGCCAGAGGCCACUGCCUAUAACAUUUGACUUGCCUAUAGCAUUUGACUUGCCUAUAACAUUCAACGGCCAUUCAAUUUACCCCCUUUUGACCAAUCCUGGCACCAGCUUCAGCUAUGGACACUGGAGAGGCAAACCAAGAAUUCGCCGGAAAGGCGGCAGGUUUCCCUGAAUCUUCAUCCACCGGCAGCAAUGGGAAACAGAGACACGACGACAGUGACCAAACCAGGCGCGAUGAAUGCCACAAGCAAGUUAUGGAUGCGAUGAAGCGGUUGGGGAUGAAGCAGGCUCCACUCUACAUCCAAUCUUUACUAUACAGACUGGAUAGGGGGGAUCGGGGCGAUAUCCGAAAGAAAGCCCUGGAAGAGGCAAACGCUCCUGUUGAAGAGAAUAGUUGGGACAAGGAAUCUGCGACCGCACAGGAACCAUGUCUAAUCGCACAGCCUACAUGUCCAAUCGUACGGAUGAUCAAUCGUAAUCUGAGCAUUGCCCCUUUGAAACUUACAGGCAAUGGACGUUGCGGCGUGCUCACGGAAAAUGUCAUGAAAUCAAUGCCCCAGGGUGGACUUUGGCUGCCCUCAACAUGGGAUUGUGUCUUGGCCACUAUUCCUGUGCCAGAGAACAUGCAAGUGCUGCGAAUCAAUGGCAAAGACUUUCGGGGAAUGAAGGACGAGAGGACCGAGGAACCAAAGUUAUGAGCCGACUUGAGUUUCGAAGCCAUGUUCGUUUGCUCUGACGCAAAGCUGAACUGGUGGCUGACGGCUUACGACCGAGAAAGCUCGAAAAUAGUCGAGUACAUUUCGACCCCGGAGAUUGGUGCAGAGUCGCUGAAGGACAGCCGACGAGCUGUGAAGAAUCAAAUACGUCGCGAGCUCGGGGUGAAGGUGAAGCUAAUUGAGAGGUC